GUUUUCUCUAACAGUUGUAAAAUGAAAUUUAACGGUUUAAUAACAAUUUUUGUUCUCAUCGCAUUAUUUGCAAUUUAUUGCUCCGGUCAGGCUCCACCGAAUUGUUAUGGCAAUGUUGCAGUACUAUGUGCUGGAGGUGGACCUAAGGUUAAUGCUCGAGCUGGUUCGGGACCUUGUGAACCCUAUGACAAUAAGUGUUUGGUGGAACAGUUGAAUUGUAUUCGUUACAAGAGUGGUGAAACAUUAUUAACUCCCUGUUAGAGGAAUGAAUUGUUUAUUAUAUAUUAAAUUGUUUGUUAAUACUCUUUUAGUCUACAAUAAAAUUUUGCAAAAAGUUA
Lucilia cuprina (Australian sheep blowfly) is the source of this 338-nucleotide messenger RNA. RefSeq lists its product as uncharacterized. Bases 22 to 261 code for a protein of 79 amino acids. The transcript is spliced from 2 exons. The record is from RefSeq and is a predicted model, not a curated record. NCBI's taxonomy places the organism in Eukaryota, Metazoa, Arthropoda, Insecta, Diptera, Calliphoridae.